This is a messenger RNA of Myripristis murdjan (pinecone soldierfish), 1148 nucleotides long. RefSeq names its product mitochondrial ribosomal protein L1 (gene mrpl1). Bases 114 to 1088 code for a protein of 324 amino acids. The record is from RefSeq and is a predicted model, not a curated record. NCBI's taxonomy places the organism in Eukaryota, Metazoa, Chordata, Actinopteri, Holocentriformes, Holocentridae. The transcript has 9 exons.
GCCGAUAAGCAGGAACACAUCACAUUUACCAGAUUUUAUAACUGAGUGUAGACGGAACUUUUUUCCCCACGUGUCCUCGUUUCCAGACGGACCCGCGAUAUUAAUGUGCAAAUAUGGCAACCUGCACGAGGACUGCGCUGAAAGUCUUGGCAGGAUGUCAGAGGCAGCUGCUGAGUGCCGGCGGUCCCACGUACACCAGUCUCUCACAGACCGUGCCAAGGAAUUUGCCCGUCAGGACUUUUGCAGCAGUCAAGGCAAAGAAGAAGGACAAGAAAGAGGAGCCGGAGAAAGAGGUGAAGAAAGAGAGGAGGAUCAUCGAUGACAAAGACAGACACAAGCCCUUCGGCAAGACGGCCUGGGCGCCGGUGGACGACGUCUACAUCCAGAGGUUUUACACCAGGACUGUGUACGGCGUGGCCGACGCCAUCGACCUGCUCAAGAGCUUCCAGGUGCUGGACUUCACUCCGCCCAACCAGCCCGUUUACAUCGACCUGAGGCUGGACAUGAAGCUGGAGAAGAAGAAAAAAGUCGACCCCUUCGUCAGCACCGUGCACUUGCCGCACCCCUUCAAGACAGAGCUGAACACCGUUAUAGUUUUCACCGAGAAUGCUGAUCAAGCCAAAGUCGCCGAGGAGAACGGAGCGGUGUGUGUCGGAGGAGUAGAGCUCAUGCAGAGGAUCUUAGAUGAUGAGAUCUCCGCAGACUUCUACGUGGCGGUGCCGGAUAUGCUUCCUAAGCUCGUUCCCCUGAAAAACAAACUGAGAAAGAAGUUUCCCAAGAGCAAGAGAGGCUCGGUCGGCGUGAACAUUCCCAAGAUGCUGGAGAUUUUUAAGACGGGACACGAGUUCUUGGUGGAGGACGGCUGCUACAUCAGAACCCAGAUAGCCACGCUCGACAUGCCAAAGGAUCACAUCUUUGCCAACCUGCAGACCAUCAUGAUGGACGUCUGCUCCCACCGGCCGGCCAGUCUGGGUCCUUUCGUCGAGCGAGCCAUCAUCGCCAGUCAAACGAGUGAAUCGCUGUGGUUCAAUAGUGAGGACGUCUUACCCAAACCAGCAGAGGAGCAGGAGGAUGAAGUCGCAGUUUGAUAUUUAAGAAAUGUCUGUGUAUAUAAUCUCUGUAUUGAAUAAAGUGUUACUCUGAUUUUG